Messenger RNA from Trematomus bernacchii (emerald rockcod), 2553 nucleotides. It is a transcript of the gene casp10, whose product is annotated as caspase 10, apoptosis-related cysteine peptidase. NCBI's taxonomy places the organism in Eukaryota, Metazoa, Chordata, Actinopteri, Perciformes, Nototheniidae. The coding region runs from base 205 to 1842 and encodes 545 amino acids. Gene Ontology annotation, molecular function: protein binding; cysteine-type endopeptidase activity. The transcript has 13 exons. The record is from RefSeq and is a predicted model, not a curated record. Gene Ontology annotation, biological process: proteolysis; negative regulation of extrinsic apoptotic signaling pathway via death domain receptors.
CUUCCUGCUUCUCGUUACUUGGUUUAGCGAGAAACUACGCCCGGUCUGACACGUCUACGUUAAGUUCUUCGGUUUGAUAAACAAAUAUUUAUACAAAUAUUUAUCAGUUGUUUACGAUCACCUUCAGAACUGGGAGUAUGUUGAAGUGGACAACAUAUAGCCUGUUCGGUCAGACCUGCUAAAAACACUCCAACAGCUCUCAAAAUGGAUUUCCAGAAGCUGCUCUUAGAUGUAGGGAAGGCCCUGUCUACGGACGAUGUAAAAGCUCUUGCAUAUCUUUGCACUGACCUCCUGGACCGAAACCAGACCUCAGUGGAGGCCAGAGACCUCUUCCGUCAUCUGCAAGAUAAAGACCACCUCUCUGCGGAGCGACCACACCUGGUGAAGGAGCUUCUCCUCAUCAUCAAACGCAACCGUCUGAUCCGAGACCUUGACUUUACAACCAGCAACCUCAUCUCUCCUUACAGAAAGCUGCUUUACAACCUGUCUGAGGGGAUUACUGAUGACGACUUGAGAAAUGUGAAGUUCUUGUUGAUCGGAAGGCUUGACCGUAGAAAACUGGAGGAAAAUGUUUCCACACUGGAGGUCUUCCUGGCGAUGGAGCACAUGGACCUCAUCAAUGACACUAAUCUAAAGCUACUGGAGACCAUUGUCCAAUCAGUCUGUCCCAUGUUGAAAGAGAAGAUCAACUGCUUUAAAGCACUGCAGGAAACUAACAUCAGCCCUGCAGCUGAAGAAACAGGUCGGCAAAGAUCAGUGUCCUUCCCAAGUGAUCAAAACCAGGUCCCUCAAUCUUUAGAUCUUGAGAGGGUUGCCUCAUGUCACCUAGCAGAAAUAUUCCCUUCAAUGAAUGAGUCUACCAUGAAUACUUCAAACACCUCUUUGGAUUUACCAGAGGGGCUUCACGUUGGACAAGCAUGUGAGGUCCUGCCUGGACUGAGUGAUUUAAACAUUGGAACAAGCAGCUGUGGCUCCUUGAAAGGGAGGAUUGAUGCUUUGGAAAUGUUGCCUUCUCAGAAAAACAUGGCUUCCUCUGAAAUGAAUACAUCUCUGGCUACAAACACACACAUUGAGGUUUUGGGAAAAUAUCCCAUGAUUGCAGCAGAAAGAGGAAUCUGCUUGAUUGUGAACAACUACAAAUUUGCUCGAGAUCUCAAGACACGGGAGGGCACCAAUUUGGAUGCAGAGUGUCUGUGGAAAGUGUUUGAAUGGCUCGGCUUUGAGACGGUGUUGGAGAAGGACCUUACAGGGGAUGAGAUUCUGUCCGUGAUGCAGAAGCUCGGCGAUAGGAACCACAAUCAGAUGGAUUGUCUGGUUUGCUGCAUCCUCAGCCACGGCAAGGAGGGGAGUAUUCACGGUGUGGACGGUCAACCUGUCGAGAUCAAGAGACUGAUGGAACGUGUCAAUGGAUCCCAUUGCCCCUCUUUGGCAGGGAAACCCAAGCUCUUCUUCAUCCAGGCCUGCCAGGGCACCAGUGAGCAAAAGGCUGUUUACAUUGAGGCUGACGGUCCUGCAGAAAGUUCUAUUUUCAGCGAUGCUUAUAAAGCCAGUGACACCAUCCCAGCAGAUGCAGAUUUCCUGCUGGGAAUGUCCACCGUUACUUCUUUUGUCUCUUUCAGAGACAAGAGAAGUGGCUCGUGGUAUAUUCAGUCAUUGUGCCAAAACCUCGUCCAGAUGGUGCCAAUAGGAUGUGAUCUUGGGUCUAUCAUGACCAAAGUGAAUGCAGAUGUUAGCAAGAAGUCCAAUGGUAUAAGGAAGCAGAUGCCUCAACUAGUUUCCAUGCUCAGGAAGAAUUACGUCUUUCCGAUCCCGGAGGCCCCUGCUCCCGUCCUCCCAGCCUGAGACCAUGACAACAACAAUCUGGUGUCAGAUGAUCCCUGAGACACAAGGGGUUUACAUCGGCUAUUCACCAUUUUAAUCUGCUGGAUUCAUUGUUAUAAAGCAGUGUUUUUAACAGUGUUUUCACAACAACACCUGAGACAGCUCCUUUUGAUAAUAUAGAAUAUGAAAUGUAGUUUUGAAGAAGAGAGGAUGAUGAAAUAGAUACAUUUUGAACUAUUUUUGUAUAAAUACACCUGGUAUGAUACACACAGUAUGCACACAAGUUCAAUUCCCUUUCUCUAUUUAAAGCUGCACAUUUUUACAGAAUAUAUAUAUAUAGUGUAGAACUUCAAUAAAUUGUUUGAGCUAAUCAUGCACAUACAACCAGCAAUUUAUGCAACAUCCAGCUCUUUAAAUGUUAAUUGAAAUGUUGCAGGAUCAUUAAAAGGCAUGAAAAGUCAGAUAUUCCUGGUACAAUCACCAUACACAAGAUGAUCUCCCAAAUGUAAUUGUUCUAUUUUUGCUAUCGUCACUUAAUACAACUUUAUAUAUGCUUAAUUUUACUUUAUACAUAAGUGCAGUUAUUAAUCAAUCAUCAGAAGUACAGGACAUCUUGUGGUGUUCUAACAGAGAUUUUAUACCAAUGAGAAAAUGCAUUGUAAUGUGAAAAUAUUUCUUAAUUCCUGUUCAUUCUUACUGUUCAUAUGCACUGAACUAAACCAACAAAUAUUA